This is a messenger RNA of Bursaphelenchus okinawaensis, 792 nucleotides long. Lineage: Eukaryota; Metazoa; Nematoda; Chromadorea; Rhabditida; Aphelenchoididae. The record is from the annotation of a GenBank genome assembly.
AUGGAAUCUUUUCCAUGCGGUGACAAACGUCUACCACACCACGUUUUCCCACCAAAGUUCAUCAGUAUCGACCAGUUGACUCAAGUCUCUGGAGUCGUUCAUUAUAAAGUAAGCUUUAGUUUUUAUUCAUACACAGUUCUACCCACCCUAACCUACCCAACCCUACCCUAUCCUAUUCAGCCCUAAUAAUUGUGUUUUACCCUAGCCAUACCCAAGCCUUAUGCUGAACACCUCACCCCAUAUCCUUACUUGCCUUGCGUUACUCUACCGUACCUUAUCUUAACCUACCCUGCCCUACUUUACUUGAUUCUACCCUACCCUGCGCACCCCUCCCUACCUUAACCUAAUCUGAAAAUUCUUUUGCUCCACCUGUUCUUACUCACUUCUACCCCACCCUGCCCACUCCAAUUACUAAAAUGACAUUCCCUUUUAUAGGUAGACCUAAAAGACACCGUAGCCAUGAAGAAGCGGUUGAGCCGAGUCCGCAACGAGACUGGCUAUACCCAAUCCGACAUUCUGACCCUAAACGAAGAGAUUCAGGGUUUUGAAGAGAAGCUAGACGACCUAUACGAGCCAGUAGAACAACAUGACGACAUGUUAUGCAUGGUACUGGAAGGUGGGCUCUACUGUGAUGUUGAGAUUGAUGAAGAUGAAUGGAUUCGGAUUCAGCUCGAAGAUGGAGACUUGAUUGUUGUACCUAAAGAUCGACCUUACCGAUAUACUACUACCGCCAAAAACUUUGUCCGGCUUCAGAGAUUCGCCAGACGUGACGAUGAUGUUGCGCAGGGAUGA